UUUGCUGGUUUGUUUUUAAAUCCAUGGGUCCCUUGCAAAGUGGCUCUUGCAAUCGAGACCCCCUGGGCACUGCCCCAUGGGCCUCUGGGCCCCGCAGUGAAAUGGGGAAAUUCGGGGUCCUUCGGGGGCUCCUGCCCAGCUCGCCCUGCCCCGCUCUGGGCCUGGUGCUCUCCUCUCGGGCAGCCUUCUGGCUGGGCUGCAGUUAAUCAUUAACCUCCCAGGAGCCCGAUAAGAUGCUCACUUGGAGCCCAGCUCUCUCCCUGCACCACAGCCAGCAGGGCCCCAGCAGACCGGAGCCGUCCCUGGCUGGGCGGAAGGGAGGAGGACGCAGCAGGCUUCCUGACUGGCCCUUUGAAGUGGGCCUGGCCCGGCCCGGAUCCCCCUCCCCACCCUCUUCCCCUCCAGAGAGGGAACCGCAGGCAAGUGGAAGCAUUUCAGCCCUGAGGACGAGACUUAGCCAAGCUGCGAGGGACGAGGGGGGGGGCAGAGAGAGAGAGACCCCCUCCUCACAGGAGACUUCGUGGUGGUGCCUGGAGGGGGGGGGCAUCAAUGGCCAUUGAGAAGCCUCUUUCAGCCGGGGCAGAGAGGCAGCCUCUGGUGGACCUGGGGGCAGACCCACGCCUUCCCUCCAGCCCUCUCCAUCCAGGGGCACUGAGGACCCCCAGUUCUGGACGCAGCUCUUGGUCCGGCUCUCCAGCUGCUUCCCCACCUGGUGCCUACCAAUGGUCAGCCCGGCCAGCCUUCCCCGAUGGACCUCAGGACCCGGGAGGGCCCUCUCUGAAGCCCAUCCGACGCUUCUUUCCUCCGUCCUGGAAGAACGCUUUCAGGACGUGGUGGAGGUGGCCCCCGCAAGAGCCCUCUCCCUUGGCCCACCCCCCGGGAUUCCCAACCCCCCCACCAGGUUUGGAGGGUCCUCAGAGAGCCACCCUGGAUGGGGGGGAUGGUUCCACCAGUAGUGAGAGGAAGGAUGAGGGUAAGGAACCCCUCUCAGAUGCCACCACCUCUUCCACAUCCGGAAAGAGCACGACCGUCGGUAGCCACGGUGGGGCCUCCCCAGCUCCACCAGCAUAUAAGGAGAAGCUGGAGGCCUAUGGAGACCACAAAUACGCCCACCUGAAGUCCUGGCCUGGCCUCCUGCGGCUGCUGGGGGGGCUGGAGCUCCUUUUGGGUGGGACGGUCUUCGCCUGCACGGCGGCCUACAUCCAGAAGGACUACCAGUGGUCCCAGUUUUAUGGCAACGGCUUCCCCGGAAUGGACUACGGUUCCUAUGUCCCAAUGACCCCGUUUGUGCUGGUGGUGGUCAGCCUGGUGUGGCUGCUGACGGUCAUCCUGCUGGCCCUGGGGGUGACCACGCACUACAGGGUCAUCCUCCUCCGCUCCCACUGGUGGCCCCUGGCCGAGUUUGCCCUCAACCUGUCCAUGUUCCUGCUCUACCUGGCGGCCGCCAUUGCCUACAUCAAUGACCUCAACCGGGGUGGGCUCUGCUACUCCGCCUUUGCCUACGGCCCCCUCCUCAUGGCUCUGUGCCGGGUGGAAGGGGGGCAGGUGGCUGCCACGACCUUCCUCUUCCUCACCCCCGUGCUGUACCUGACGGGCUCCCUCGUCUCCCUCAAGAUGUGGCGGCGCGAAGCAGCCCGGAGGAUGCUGCUCCCGCCGAAGCUGGUUCUCCCGCAAGGCGGUUCCCCUGAGCACCGGAGGAUCCCUCUGGGCACGGGGCGUCCAGCCGGCCGGGUCUCCAGGCGCGUCAUGUUCUCGGAGGAAGGAGGACCCGAGGUGUUGAACGGGGCCAUCCCGGUGGGCCAUAACCCCGACCCGCUUAUCGUCCCUGAUUAUAUUGUGAGGUACCCGGCCAUUGGGAGUCCGGCCGAGCGCGAGAAGUACAAGGCCAUCUUCAAAGACCAAUACCUGGAGUACCAGUCGCUCUUCCGUGAAAUUCAGGCCACGAGGCAGAGAUUUAAAGAGCUGGAAGCCCUGAUGUCCAGGUUGCCAGCCCAGCUGCAGAACAGAGAGGAGCAAAGCCGCCUCUCGGCUGUUUGGCGGACGUACAGAGGCAAGAAGAAGGACCCCUCCUUCCUGGAGAAGCAGGAGCGCUGUGACUACCUUAGGAAGAAGCUCUCCCAUCUCAAGACUCAGAUCCAGACCUUCGACUCCGAUCGGAGCGAGCCCUCCACAAUUCUUUGACCAGGGGGCCGAAGCCCAGCCCUGGCCAUGGAGAAUGGGAUUCGGACGCCAGACGGCAGACCCAGCUGCCCUUCAGGAAAGCCCCUCAGGCUGGCAAAGAGGAAGAGGACGAAGACCGGCCGUCAGGGCGAAGGGGGACCGCGGGACUGACCGUUGGGAGUGCUGAAGGACCAGCUUCCACCCUCCUGGAGGACUCUCUAUGGGAAUCUCUCUAUGGGGGGGGGGUGAUGCCAUCCUGACGGCGUGGGAUCAAUCCCUCCCGGGCAGCUGGGGGUGCCCCGUCCGUCCUGAGGCUCCUUCCCCAGGUCGGCCUCAGGGCAGUUCAUGCCCCCCCUUCGCCCACCCCAAUCCGGUUAGAUCCCACAGGCUGGGCCUCCUUCAGGUCCCGUCGGCCAAGCAGUGCCAUUUGGCGGGGCCGCGGGGGAGGGCUUUCUCUGUGAUGGCGCCCACGUCUUGGAACCAGCUUCCCCCUGGA
Crotalus tigris (Tiger rattlesnake) is the source of this 2656-nucleotide messenger RNA. It is a transcript of the gene OCEL1, whose product is annotated as occludin/ELL domain containing 1. Gene Ontology annotation, cellular component: bicellular tight junction; cytoplasmic vesicle; apical plasma membrane. Bases 550 to 2181 code for a protein of 543 amino acids. Gene Ontology annotation, biological process: bicellular tight junction assembly. The record is from RefSeq and is a predicted model, not a curated record. Lineage: Eukaryota; Metazoa; Chordata; Lepidosauria; Squamata; Viperidae. The transcript has 6 exons.